This is a messenger RNA of Trichophyton rubrum CBS 118892, 588 nucleotides long. RefSeq lists its product as uncharacterized. NCBI's taxonomy places the organism in Eukaryota, Fungi, Ascomycota, Eurotiomycetes, Onygenales, Arthrodermataceae. The record is from RefSeq and is a predicted model, not a curated record. The transcript has 3 exons. Gene Ontology annotation, molecular function: protein binding. Bases 1 to 588 code for a protein of 195 amino acids.
AUGGCUGGGAUAAAACCUGGCCAGUACGCGUAUAAAUCCCCAGUAGCAACAUGGGAAACCGCCCAUGCUGCCCUGAUGAACCUGGAUAGUUCUAUCACCAGAAUGAUAGGACCCAAGCCGGACCGAAACUUUGUUGUGGACAUGCAUUUUGGACGCGCUUUGGAGUUGGCAUCUAUGGUUGGCAGUGCAGCUGCUUUGAAAGCACUUGUGGCCACUCACGCCGGGAGAUGGCCUAGGGGGAAAUGGGGCUAUUAUCCCAUGCAUCAGGUGGCUUUCAACGAUCAUAUUGACGCUAUUCAGGUUCUACUUGAUACUGGUUGUCCCAUAAAUAAGUUUGAUGACCGUCAUAUGACCCCUCUUGCCGUGGCUACGGCUCGCAAGAAGAUCGCUACUGCGAGAUUUUUCCUGGAAAAGGGGGCUCGAAAGACUAAACUCUGCCGUGAUGCCCAACUUGCGCUCGCUAUACUAAUUGAAGAACCCCUACCUGAUCAAGAGAGCGAAGUGAAAGACGCAUUCACUACGUGGUACCUCUACAAUACUGAUUCCCAUAUGAGAGAAAUUGAAUACCGCAACCUGCCCUCUUUUUAA